This is a messenger RNA of Sodiomyces alkalinus F11, 3902 nucleotides long. RefSeq names its product karyopherin Kap123. Gene Ontology annotation, biological process: protein import into nucleus. Gene Ontology annotation, cellular component: cytoplasm; nucleus. Bases 180 to 3542 code for a protein of 1120 amino acids. NCBI's taxonomy places the organism in Eukaryota, Fungi, Ascomycota, Sordariomycetes, Glomerellales, Plectosphaerellaceae. The transcript has 5 exons. Gene Ontology annotation, molecular function: small GTPase binding; nuclear import signal receptor activity. The record is from RefSeq and is a predicted model, not a curated record.
CCCUUCUGCCCAACCCACCGGGCAAUAAAUUCACGUGCCUAUUCCCCCCUAACCACGCGUUUCUCCUUCUCCCCCUCUCCUACUUUUUUGUUCUUCUCUUUUUCACAGCAUCAUUUUUAUUGCCUUUUUUCCCUUUUCAGCCAUUUCCUCAUCCAUCUGCCGCUGCCCCGUCGCCCACCAUGGACAAGGAGCAGUUGGCCCAGCUCCUUCAGGCGAGCCAAAUUCGUACGUGCCACCCCGGACACCCCAGCGCACUGAUGAGGCCUCGGAUGGGACCCCUGCUUGUGGUCCCGUCCUCCGUUUCGUCUCCCGACACCGAAAAGGUCAAGGCCGUCACCGCCGAGCUCCAAAAAAACUACUACUCCCAACCCCAGUCGCUCCUCCUCCUCACAGAGAUCGCCGUCUCCCAUAAUGACCCGGCCAUCCGCCAGCUCGCCUCCGUCCAGGCCCAGCGCCUGGUCCCCAAACACUGGCUGACCCUGCCCGCCGACCAGCGCGAUGCCGCCCGGAACCACCUCCUCGAGAGCGCCGUCGGCGAGCAGUCCGCCGCCGGCCGCCAUGCCAAGUGCCGUCUGCUCGCCCGCGCCAUCAGCACCGACCUGGAGAAGGAGUCCGAGUCCGGCCCAGGCUCCGGUUCCGGCUCCGCCUCCGUCUCCAGCCUGCUCGCCCUCGUGAGCCAGGACAACCAGGCCGCCCGCGAGGUCGGCUCCUACACCCUCUACGCCGUCCUCGAGGAGGACCCCACCCACUUCCACGAGCAGGUGCCCCAGCUGCUCAACGUCCUCAAGGCCACCAUCCAGGACCCCACCAGCAGCCACGUCCGCCUCAACUCCGUCAAGGCCAUCGGCUCCAUCCUCAUGCUGGUCGACCCGGAAGACGACCAGGAGAGCCUCGCCUCGGUGCAGUCCUUCGUCCAGCCCAUCGUCGAGAUCCUCAAGGCCGCCAUCGAGGCCGAGGACGACGAGCAGUACAAGCCCAUCUUCGAGAUUCUCCAAAACUUCCUCGCCUACGACCCGGCCUUCCUGGCCCACCACCUCAAGGACCUCAUCCAGUUCUUCAUCGACCUGGCCUCCAACAAGCAGGUCGACGACGAGGCCCGCUCCCAGGCCCUCUCCUUCCUCGCCCAGUGCGCCCGCUACCGCCGCAUGAAGAUCCAGUCCAUGAAGGACAUGGGCGCCCAGCUCAUGGUCAAGAGCAUGCACAUCCUCACCGAGGUCGAGGACGAGGCCGACCCGGACGACACCUCCCCGGCCAAGACCGCCCUCUCUCUCAUCGACCAGCUGGCCAGCGACCUGCCCCCGCGCCAGGUCAUCGUCCCCUUGCUCGACCACUUCGCCCAGUUCGCCCGUCACCCCGACCCGGGCUUCCGCAAGGCCGCCAUCCUCGCCCUCGGCACCUCGGCCGAGGGCGCCCCGGACUUCAUCGCCACCCAGCUCAAGUCCCUGCUGCCCGUCAUCGUCGAGCUGCUCAACGACCGGGACGACAACGUCCGUUACGCCGCCCUCAUCGGCCUCAUCCACAUCGCCGACGAGAUGGCCGACGAGCUGGCCCCGCAGCACGAGGACCUCAUCGCCGCCCUGCUCCGGAACCUCGAGGCCGCCACCCAGGACGGUUCCAAGAAGGCCGUCGGCGUCAUCCGCUCCGUCUGCAGCGCCCUCGACUCCCUCCUCGUCGGCGACGGCCUCGAGCCCGACGUCAUGAAGACCUUCGGCCCCAAGCUGAUCGUCCCCAUGGGCAAGCUGCUCAACCACGACGACCACGGCAUCAAGGCCGCCGCCGCCGGGGCCAUCGGCGCCAUCGCCUUCUCCAUGGGCGGCGACGACUUCAAGCCCUACUUUGAGGAGGUCAUGGCCGCCCUCGGGAAUUACGUCACCGUCACGGGCGACGACGACACCCUCGCCCUGCGCUCGUCCGUCUGCGACGCCAUGGGCCGCAUCGCCGGCGCCGUCGGCCCCGAGGCCUUCCAGCCCUACGUCGUCGACCUGAUGAAGGCCAGCGAGGAGGCCCUGUCCCUCGACAGCGCGCGCCUCAAGGAGACCAGCUUCAUCCUCUGGGCCUCCCUCUCCAAGGUCUACGGCCUGCACUUCUCCCACUUCCUCCCCGGCGUCUUCAAGGGCCUCUUCGAGUGCCUCGACGCCGAGGACGAGGAGCUCUCCAUCCCCGGCCUCAGCCCGGAGGACGCGCCCGACGGCGUCGUCACCAUCGGCGGCCGCCGCAUCAAGGUCAAGCCCGCCGAGGACGAGGUCGACCAGGUCAUCGCCAUGGGCGGCGGCGGCGGCGGCGACGGCGACGACGACGACGACGACGACUGGAUCGACGACCUCGCCGGCGUCACCGCCGUCGACAUGGAGCAGGAGAUUGCCCUCGAGGUGGUCGGCGACCUCGUCACCCACUCGUGCGACGCCGCCGCCAUCAAGGAGUACCUCGAGCCCGCCAUGGAGAAGAUCCUGCCGCACGUCGAGAGCGCCUACGACGGCAGCCGCAAGGCCGCCCUGGCUACCCUCUGGCGGUCCUACGCCCGUGUUUGGCAGCUGAUGGAGGAGCAGACGGGUCAGAAGUGGCAGGCCGGCAUUCCUCUCAAGCACCAGCCGGAUGCCACCCUCACUGCUCUGGGCAGCAUGGUCGCCAAGGCCACCUUGAUGCUCUGGGCUGAUGAUAACGAGCGGGACGUCAUCACCGAGAUCAACCGUAAUGUCGGUGCCACUCUCAAGGCCUGCGGUCCCGCGAUCCUCACCCAAGAGGAUAUGCUCAAGCAGGCCGUGACCGUGCUGGGCACUAUCAUCACCCGGUCGCACCCUUGCCAGCAGGAUCUGGGCGACGAGGAGGAGGAGCAGGACGCCGAGGGCGGUUCCUCGGAAUUCGACUGGCUCGUCAUCGACACGGCCCUAGACGUCAUCCUCGGCCUCGCCACCGCGCUCGGCCCCGAUUUUGCCGAGCUGUGGAAGGUGUUCGAGAAGCCCGUGCUCAAGUUCGCCAGCUCGCAGGAGGGCCUCGAGCGGUCGACCGCCGUGGGCGUCAUCGCCGAGUCGAUCAAGUUCAUGGCCAACGCCGUCACCCCCUUCACCGGCUCCCUCCUCCCCGUCCUCUUCCACCGCCUCUCGGACGAGGACACGCUCGCGCGGUCCAACGCCGCCUACGCCAUCGGCCAGCUCAUCUUCCACUCGGCCGACACCAACGCCACUUUCCCCCGGUAUACCGAUAUUCUGCACAAGCUCGAGCCGCUGCUGCAGAUCCGGGAGGCGCGUCUGGUCGAUAACGUCUCGGGCUGCAUCUGCCGCAUGAUCGACGUCAACCCUGAUCCCGCUCUGGUGGAGAAGGUGUUGCCCGCCGUGCUGGAUGUGCUGCCCCUGAGCGAGGACUUUGAGGAGAACGAGCCCAUCUACCGGUGCAUCUUCAAGCUCUACGACCAGCAAAACCCUGCUGUCCAGGCUCUGACACCGCGGGUUCUCCCCAUCCUGCACAAAGUCCUCAGCCCGCCUGAGGAGCAGCUGGAGCCUGAGACGCGGGCUCUGGUGCAGAAGCUGGUGCAGGGGCUUUCGUAAGGAGGCAAGGACGAGGCGGCAAAUGGGAUGAGGAUAUCAAAAACAAAAAGGGGUCAUGUCAUGUGAAGCGAUGCCGGGAGAAUAUAAUGAGUGACGAAUGGAUGAGAUUCCCGUUUUCUUUUCUUGUUUUGGCUGGUAUAGAUGAAUCAGGGCUGGACCGCUUGUUGCAAGGAGCUUGAGCCGAAAAUAGAUGCGAUUGCACGCACAUUCUCAUCAUCCCAUCUCCCUCAACUCUUCGAAGCAGUCUCUGGCUUCUGAGCCCAGACAACACGCUGGAGAUAGUACGCAUGCGUCUUCUUGGCGCGAAACUCGCGGCGCAACUGCGCACCGUAAAGCAUGAUAUCCUCCGGAGACCACCCC